ACUAAGAUGAACAGGGAAGUAAAGCUCUGUGAAGCAGGAAGCGGCAAGGCUUCAUUUACUACAAAUCGGUCAGAGCUGAUCUCAGAUCAGCAGCAGCAGGAUGGAGGAAGCAGCUCCACUGUGGCAGCUCUUGGGAAUAUUAGUUCUGUGCUGCAGAGCGAGUCAGGCUGGUCUGACUGUGAGUCCCAGCAGAUCUCAGUUCUUUGAAGGACACUCUGUGUCUCUGAGCUGUGAGGAGGACAGCAGCUCUGCUGGAUGGACUGUAUGGAGGAACACAACCAGAGAAAACAGGACUCAGUGUGGAGAUGGAUGGGGGACACGAAAUGGUUCUACCUGUAACAUUACUUAUGCCAAUCCAUUGGACAGUGGAGUUUACUGGUGUUCAUCCUCCAGAGAAGGAGCAGCCAGCGGCAUCAACCUCACCAUCACUGGUGGAUCAGUGAUCCUGCAGAGUCCUGUCCUCCCUGUGAUGGAGGGAGAUGACGUCACUCUGAGCUGUCUAACAAAGACCACUCCCUCCAACCUCCCAGCUGCUUUCUAUAAAGAUGGCUCCCUCAUCAGGACUGAGUCCAAAGGUAACAUGACCCUCCACCAUGUGAACCGCUCUGAUGAAGGCCUCUACAGGUGUAACAUCAGGGGUCAUGGAGAGUCUAAUUCCAGCUGGAUCUCUGUUAAAGGUCAGCAGCUUCACUAA
Cyprinodon tularosa is the source of this 694-nucleotide messenger RNA. RefSeq names its product low affinity immunoglobulin gamma Fc region receptor II-like. The coding region runs from base 101 to 694 and encodes 197 amino acids. The record is from RefSeq and is a predicted model, not a curated record. NCBI's taxonomy places the organism in Eukaryota, Metazoa, Chordata, Actinopteri, Cyprinodontiformes, Cyprinodontidae. Gene Ontology annotation, biological process: cell surface receptor signaling pathway. The transcript is spliced from 4 exons. Gene Ontology annotation, molecular function: transmembrane signaling receptor activity.